GCGGCUUAUGGCCUUCUAGGCAGAAGAUGUUAAAUACGGAUUCUUUCUCGGGUGUAUUGGCACUGAUGUGAAGACAGAGAAUUAUCAAAGUAUCAGCUUCUCGAGUCAGUUUUGCUUGGUAUUCAACACUAUGCGCCAGUUCAUCUUUUUUCUUGCCCUAUUCGGGACGCUUCUUGGCAAGGCCCUCGCCCAACAGGAAGUUGUCUUCGACUGUUCCCAAAUGCCCUCCGUCUGCACGAACAUGUGCUGGGGCAUCUACUGCGCCUUCGGCAACCACGACUCCGAAGCCCUCCUCACCUACGAUGCCCCGGACGACGAGACCGCCAGACAACGCCGCAUAAGCGCUGGCUGCAACCCCAGCGGAAACCGCUGUGCAGGAGGCCCUUCAGACGCCAAUAGUUGUGAUGAGUACCCGUUCGCCACGACGCGGGAGGCGGACCAGGUUGCGCAGAUUAGUCGAUGUGUCCCGCAGACUGAGAAUUCUCGCCAAGGCCAACGCCUCCAGGAACUCUACAGCCACCUCAACACCCCCGAGAAAUUCAUAAUCGGCUUCACGCGCACCGACGCAGCCGGCGUCCAGUUCUGCAACUACAACGACGCCUGCAAGAACGACGGAACGAUCUACCAAGAAGACGACGUCGCGCCGAAUCCACCGAAUAAUGCUGCUGUCAGAUUGAAGUAUCGGUACUUGCUCGAGAGUGGCGUGGAGUAUGUAUCUCAUGUGCAAUCACCGGCUGGGAAGAUGGUUAAGAGGCUUAUUGCUGUUGAGGGGAGUGAGACUGAGACUGAGACUGAGACUGAGACUGAGACUGCUGAGGAUGAAGAGGACCCGGAGGGGUGGAUGUGGGUUGAGGAUUAUAUCUACCGCCGACUCGCGCAGGAUGGGGAUGAGGAGGAUCCUGACUGGGUGGUGGACUAUAUCUAUCGUCGGAAUGCGCAGGAAGAUGAGACGGAGACUGAUACUGGGGAUGUGAAUGGGGAAGAAUCGGAGGAAGACCCAGACUGGGUGGUGGAUUAUAUCUACCGGCGACAGGAAAAUGAGACUGACACUGAGGCUAUUGAUGGGAAGAAAGAAGGAGAGGAUCCAGACUGGGUGGUGGACUACAUUUAUCGUCGAAAUGCACAGGAUGAGGCAGAGGCUGGUACUGGGGCUGUGAAUGGGGAGAAGGAUGAGGAGGAUCCGGAUUGGGUGGUCGAUUACAUUUAUCGGCGGAAUGCGCAGGAUGAUGAGGGUCAGACUCAGACUGAGACUGUUGAUGGCACAGGAUGAAGAGAAGGAGAUUGGGGCUGCUGACGGGGAGGGGAAGGGCAAAGAUCCGGACUGGGUGGUUGAUUAUAUCUAUCGCCGACAGGAUGAGACGGAGACUGUUGAUGAGAAGGAAGAGGGCAAGGAUUCAGACUGGGUGGUUGAUUAUAUCUAUCGUCGGGAUGCACAGGAAGAUGAGACGGAGACUGAUACCGGGGCUUUUGAUGGCGAAGGGCAGGGAGAGGAUCCAGACUGGGUGGUAGAUUAUAUCUACCGGCGACAGGAUGAAGGGGAU
Aspergillus glaucus CBS 516.65 is the source of this 1541-nucleotide messenger RNA. RefSeq lists its product as uncharacterized. The record is from RefSeq and is a predicted model, not a curated record. NCBI's taxonomy places the organism in Eukaryota, Fungi, Ascomycota, Eurotiomycetes, Eurotiales, Aspergillaceae. Bases 131 to 1270 code for a protein of 379 amino acids. The transcript has 4 exons.